Molecule: messenger RNA, 345 nt
Organism: Parnassius apollo (apollo)
Lineage: Eukaryota; Metazoa; Arthropoda; Insecta; Lepidoptera; Papilionidae
Source: the annotation of a GenBank genome assembly
AUGAAAAAUAAGAAGAAAAAUGAAAAUAGAUCGACUGAAGAAAAAGUAGAACAAUUAGUAGAAAAUGUUAGUACACAAAAGCGUGAAGAAAUUAAAGAGCGACUAAUGUUUGGUGAAAUACUUUCAAGAAGUGUUGGAGAAGGGUACAAGUGCUUGAGAAAAAAGGAUAAGAAAGAAUUCUCUAAUGAAUACUGGGAAAAAGAUGGCCUAGUCGACGACGUACUGCAGCAACUUGUAAUCGAUCUUGGAGGAGAGGGGUCAUCCGACAGCGAGUUCGAAAGUGAAGAAGAAGACUUUUUAGACCAUGAUAUUGUACCAAUUAUUUAUAGUGAAGAUGAAUUUUGA